CUUCUGGGUAGACUUUCUUUCACAUGCCCGGAAUUCCCACAACAUUUGUUUUCAGCCGCGGUGUGUUUGUGGAUCAGACUCUCCUUGUCGUCGCCAUGCCUGUUUUGUGGGGAAUCAUACAGUGGGCUUGUUUCUGCAUUGUGCUUGCAGCACAGGGGCAAGAAGCUCUGCUUGUUUCCCGCAGAGAUGCGCUUGUGGAGGAAUUUCACAGAGCUGCAAGCACCAAGUCGAUAAAGAAAAGAAGCACCAAAUCUGAUCAUAUGGUGGAGGUGCAGUCUUUCAGAAUUGACUGUGCCGUGACGUCACGUUUCGCUCACACCGUCAUGACCUCCAAGGCUCUCAACAAAGCCAACAUCUCCCAGGAAAUCUUCUUCGAAGUGGAGCUGCCAAAGACGGCUUUCAUCACCAACUUCACCAUGGAAAUUGAUGGCCAAGUUUAUGUUGGAGAGGUGAAGGGGAAAGAGAAAGCCAAAAAAGAGUAUGAGAAGGCGGUUUCUUCAGGAAAGACUGCUGGACUGGUCAAGGCAUCUGGAAGACAGAUGGAGCAGUUUUCUGUGUCUGUCAACAUUGCAGCAGAAAGUCAUGUCGUUUUCGUUUUGACCUACGAGGAGCUGCUUCAGAGGAAACUGGGCCGGUAUGAGCUUCUGACCCGGGUGAAACCCAAAGAACGUGUUCAAGACUUUCAGAUCACAAUUCGCAUCUUUGAGCCUCAAGGCCUGACGUCAGUGGAGGCGACAGCAACAUUCCUCACGAACCAGCUGCUCUCUCUAGUGGAGAAAACUGUCACCGACACGAAAGCCUAUAUUACUUUCUCACCAACAAUGGAGCAACAAAAGAAAUGUCCGUCAUGUGAGGGCACUCAAAUUGAAGGAGAUUUUAUUGUCAAGUAUGAUGUCGAACGAAAAGAAAACCUUGGCGAAGUCCAGAUGGUGAACGGUUACUUUGUGCACUUCUUCUCCCCACCUGAAUUACCCACAGUCCCAAAAAAUGUUAUAUUUGUGGUUGACAGGAGUGGCUCUAUGAGCGGCACAAAGAUCCGACAGACCCGCGAAGCCCUGGCGGCCAUUCUGAAGGAUCUCCACGAGGACGACCACUUCACUUUCAUCCUGUUUGACGAUAGAGUUGACACCUGGCAAAACUCCGUCGUGAAAGCGACAAAAGAGGAUGUGACUAAGGCCAUUGACUAUGUUGGGAAACUGAACGAGAGGGGAUCUACUGACAUCAACAGUGCACUAUUGGAAGCGGUGACACUGCUGAAGAAGGAAAGAGAAUCGAAACGGGUUCCCGACAGGAGCAUGGAUAUGAUUAUUCUGUUGACGGAUGGGAUGCCAAACAGCGGGGUGUCCGACCUGACGACGAUCCAGGAGAAUGUACGCCGGGCUAUUGGUGGAAACAUGUCUCUGUUUUGUCUUGGAUUUGGAAAUGAUGUGCAGUAUUCCUUUCUGGAUGUGCUGGGCAAACAGAACAAAGGGUUGGCCCGCAGAAUCUUUGCGGCCUCGGAUGCAGCUCUUCAACUCCAAGGUUUUUAUGAAGAAGUGUCCAGUCCACUACUCUUGGAGGUGAACCUGAAGUAUCCGGGUAAUGCCGUAGACUCGUUGACCCAAAAUCACCAUAGCCAUCUGUUCAACGGUUCAGAGAUUGUGGUGGCCGGUCGUAUUGACGAGCUUGAUAAUUUCCUCGUGGAGGUGUUUGCGCAGGGGCCAGAGGAAGAUUUCCAAGUGCAGGGCAAGGCCAAAGUGGACGACUGGAACGUGAUCUAUCCAGAAGACAAGUACAUUUUUGGGGACUUCACCGAGCGUCUGUGGGCUUACCUCACCAUUCAGCAGCUCUUGGAGAAGAGUCGCAUUGGAAGUCAGCAGGAAAAUGAGAACUUCACUGCCCAGGCAUUGGCUAUGUCGCUGCGCUACAACUUUGUCACGCCGCUCACCUCCUUGGUGGUGAUCAAGCCUGACAGUGAGGACAAAGCAGGUGGCCCCCUCAUUGCUGACAAGCUGACAGAGGAUCAACGGCAAAGAGCAGAGAGCCAAAGAGUUCAAGAACCGAGACAUCAGGGUUCCUCUGGCCGUGCGGCAAGUUCACGGCAACAAUCAAAUGUGGAUGGUGAUCCACAUUUUAUGAUAGAAGUUCCAGACAGAGAAGACGCCUUGUGUUUCAACAUCAAUGACAAACCUGGGACUAUUUUCAACCUGGUCCGGGACCCCAAGUCAGGUUUUGUAGUGAAUGGCGAGAUUAUUGGCAAGAAGAAAUUUGUCCCGGGUCAAAAGAUGUACACCUACUUUGGUCGUCUUGGAAUCCGCCACAAGGCUUUGGGGGUAAAGCUGGAGGUCAACACUCAGGAGAUCUUGCUGUUGCAUGAGGGGAAACAAGUCAAGUUACUGUGGACGGAUUUUGCCUCUCUCAAAGACACCAACAUGGACCUUCGUCUGACAAAGAACUGCAGCCUCACAGUCACACUGAGGCACUCGGUCAAGUUUAUGGUCAUCAGACAUACAAAGAUAUGGAAGAGGCGCCACUAUCAGCAGAACUAUUUGGGUUUCUAUACUCUGGACAGCCACCAUUUGUCCAACGCCGUUCAUGGAUUGCUAGGCCAGUUCUACCAUGGGGUUGAUUUUGAAGUGUCCCACUUAAAAUUGGGGAAGAUGCAGCAGAAAACGGACGCCACCAUGUAUGUGAAAGGGCAGACGCUCAAUGUGACCAGACACUGGCAGAAGGAUUUCAGCAAAGAUAUGAUCGAGGGGCAAAGAAUUCCCUGCUGGUUUGUCGACAAUGAUGGAGGUGGUCUCAUUGACGGCAAAGCGUCCGACUACAUUUUGCCCAGCCUCUUUUAAAGAAAUAUAUAUAUAUCAACAUCUAUGAUAAUCAUUUAUCAUUUCUAGACCCACAUAUUAUACUGUGGGAGAUUGUGGUUACCAUUGGAUAAAGAAUGUUUUGUAGUAUGGGGAGCUGCAAAUGUUAAAGAAUGUUAUGGUGGGUUAUUCUUGCAUACCCCAAAAUUGCUCUCAUGAAAGGAGCAACGCACUUAUUUUUUUAACAAUGUAAAUUGGGGUCAACUGCAAGCUGAGUGGAACUGUGGAAAAUGGUAACCCUGAAUGUAAAUGUGAGUGCAUGUGUCUGAAAAUCUGAGUGAGAGAGCAAAUUUUAUUUUUCUCCAGCAAAGUGCUGUUUUAUAUGGCUAAAGUUCUACAUUGCGUGUAAAAAUAAAUAAAAGCCAUAUUUUCACAAGUA
Molecule: messenger RNA, 3225 nt
Organism: Syngnathus typhle (broad-nosed pipefish)
Lineage: Eukaryota; Metazoa; Chordata; Actinopteri; Syngnathiformes; Syngnathidae
Product: inter-alpha-trypsin inhibitor heavy chain H3-like
Exons: 23
Coding region: 24-2828 (934 amino acids)
Biological process (GO): hyaluronan metabolic process
Molecular function (GO): serine-type endopeptidase inhibitor activity
Source: RefSeq, a predicted model, not a curated record